Messenger RNA from Xiphophorus couchianus (Monterrey platyfish), 2223 nucleotides. It is a transcript of the gene wars2, whose product is annotated as tryptophanyl tRNA synthetase 2, mitochondrial. Gene Ontology annotation, biological process: mitochondrial tryptophanyl-tRNA aminoacylation. Bases 19 to 1116 code for a protein of 365 amino acids. The transcript is spliced from 7 exons. Lineage: Eukaryota; Metazoa; Chordata; Actinopteri; Cyprinodontiformes; Poeciliidae. The record is from RefSeq and is a predicted model, not a curated record. Gene Ontology annotation, cellular component: mitochondrion; mitochondrial matrix. Gene Ontology annotation, molecular function: tryptophan-tRNA ligase activity; ATP binding.
GUGAACUCCCAUUCCAACAUGGCGCUCCCCUUGUGGACCAAUUUGAAACAUUUCACCCGCUUCAUUCAGAGGUUUAAGCCCCUGAAAAGGUGCUUCUGCGCUGCUGUCUGCCCGGAAAUCAAGGAGCCUCCAUUAAAUGCUCGCGUGUUCUCAGGGAUCCAGCCGACCGGAGUGCCGCAUCUAGGCAACUACUUGGGUGCUCUGGAAAACUGGGUGGUCCUGCAGAACCAGUACCCCUCGGUGCUCUACAGCAUCGUGGACCUGCACUCCAUCACUCAGCCUCAGGAUCCAGACAAGCUCAGGAACAACAUCCUGGACAUGGCAGCGAGCUUGCUGGCUUGUGGAAUCAACCCAGAGAAGGCGAUCCUGUUUCAGCAGUCUCAGGUGUCCGAGCACGCUGAGUUCUGCUGGAUCCUCGGCUGCCUGACCAGCAUGCCCCGGCUACGCCACCUACCCCAGUGGAAGAUGAAGAGCAAGCAGAAGAACGAGGGCAGCGUUGGGCUCUACAUCUACCCCGUCCUGCAGGCCGCCGACAUCCUGCUCUACAAGUCCACACACGUCCCCGUCGGAGAGGACCAGGUCCAGCAUCUGGAGCUGGCUCAGGAUCUCGCCCGGAUCUUCAACCUGCAUUACGGAGAGCUGUUCCCCGAGGCGCGGGCUCUGCUGAGUUCGACACGAAAGGUCAAGUCCCUCCGCGACCCCUCCUCCAAAAUGUCAAAGUCCGACUCGCAGGCGAUGGCCACCAUCGCCAUCACCGACUCCCCGGACGACAUCGCCCAGAAGAUCCGCCGCGCCGUCACGGACUUCACCUCCGAGGUCACCUUCGACCCGCAGGCGCGCCCCGGCGUGUCCAACCUGGUGACCAUCCACGCCGCCGUGGCCAGGCUCAGCGUGGAGGAAGCGGUGUCGGCAGCCAAAGGGCUGGACACGGGGGCGUACAAGGGGCUGGUGAGCGAGGCGGUGAUCCAGAGGCUGGCGCCCCUCAGGGAGGAGAUCCAGAGGCGGAGGGCGGACCCGGCGCACCUGGAGGCGCUGCUGGCCCUGGGGAGCCGCAGGGCCCGGCAGCUGGCCGCACCCGUGCUGGACGAGGUCCGACACAGAGUGGGCUUCAGCUGAAAGGCGACAAAAGCUGGGGAAGAUACGUGGGAUGUUUGAAGUCUGACCACUGGCCACAGACUGGUGGAUCAGAGUUUGUCACAUCAAACACUGGACUCAUUUAUUUAGCUCCAAGUCCUCAAUACAACACAGGCUGUUUUUCAUGUUCCCCUCUGUGUGUGUGUUUUGUUUUUUUUUUUUUGCCAUAUUUCGUGUGCUGCCAAAACAUUCAAAUCUUCUGAAAACUCAACAAUAAAAACUUGCCUCACUUAGAGAGUCUUCAGGUUUUAUUGUGAAUUGUUCAAAAGAAACCAAGCGGCAUCGGUUUUACUUGAGCAGAUGAACCCGGUCGGGAAGAUUAUUUUGUUUCUGGUUUUCUCUUUUAUUUUUUUUUAUUUUUUUGCUUCUUGCAGAAGAAGCUGGACCUUAAUACAAAAACUGAAAACUGAAUGAUAGCUUUCCUUUUUUCCUUGUGUUUUUUUUAUUUUUUUUUUUAUUUUGCUUUUCUAUUUUGCUUUAAAACUCAAGGCUACAAUCAUGCUGACAUAAUCUACUUUAAUGCUUUCCUUUUAUUUUAACUGUAGAUUUUUUUAAAUAUUUUUGGAAACUGAAGAUUACCUAUGGCAGCAUAAUCUCAUUUAGCGUGUCUGAUGUUUUCCUUUUUCCAAAACCUGAAGAUCGGACAAAACCGACAAUCUCUUAUUGUUUAAUGCUUAUUGCUGUUUAAUACUUUACUUUUUUUUUUUUUGCUUCAAAACUGAAUAUUAUAGUUUGAAGCAAACUGUAAUAAGACACUUACUGCUUUACUUCAUUUUAAUUAAAUUUAUUUCAUUUUUCCCCCCAAAACUGAAGAUUAUACUUAAGGUGACAGAAUGCACAUAUUUUAAGAUGUUUGGUGUUUUUUCUUUCAUUUAUUGCUAUUUUUUCAAAACCAAAGAUUAAAGUUAUGGUGACAGAAUCUACUUUAAAAUAUUUGAUUCUUCCCUUUCUUUUAUUAUUAUUUUUUUUUCAUCUAAAACUGAAGAUUACUUAUGGUGACAGGAUCUACUUUAAUUCUCUCCUUUUUUAUUGUUAUUGUUUUGUUUUAUUUUUACUUCAAAACUGAAGAUUAUACUUGCGGUGACAUAA